Trichomonas vaginalis G3 is the source of this 1473-nucleotide messenger RNA. Its product is annotated as signal recognition particle 54 kDa protein family. NCBI's taxonomy places the organism in Eukaryota, Parabasalia, Trichomonadida, Trichomonadidae. Gene Ontology annotation, biological process: SRP-dependent cotranslational protein targeting to membrane; SRP-dependent cotranslational protein targeting to membrane, translocation. The record is from RefSeq and is a predicted model, not a curated record. Gene Ontology annotation, cellular component: cytosol; signal recognition particle, endoplasmic reticulum targeting. The transcript has a single exon. The coding region runs from base 1 to 1473 and encodes 490 amino acids. Gene Ontology annotation, molecular function: GTP binding; ATP hydrolysis activity; GTPase activity.
AUGCUGCAAGAUUUAGGUGACAAACUCAUUGGCAGCAUCAAAAAACUUUCAGAAUCCAAGAAGAUAGAUGAGACUGUCUAUCGAAAUUUCAUGAUAGAAAUCUCUAAAAGCUUAAUUGCGGCAGAUGUGUCAAAAGAAAUUGUAUUUUCAUUUUCUAAGCGCCUUCGUGAGAAGAUCAACUUCAACGAGAUCCCACCAGGUCUUUCAGCUAAGCGUGUUAUUGAAAAAGCAGUCUUUAAUGAACUUGUUACGCUUAUCAACCCAGGAAUGACGGCAUACAAACCAAUCAAAAAGAAAUUGAACAUCUUUAUGAUGGUCGGUCUUCAAGGUGCAGGUAAAACAACUACAGUUACAAAAUUAGCAAAUUAUUAUAAGCGUAGAAACUGGAAAACCGGCGUUAUUGCCGCAGAUACCUUCCGUGCAGGUGCUCGUGAGCAGCUUAUGCAGAACGCUCAGACCGCACGCAUUCCUUAUUUCGUUGAUUUUACAGAAUCAGAUCCAGUCCAAGUAGCUCUCAAAGGUAUUGACAAGUUCAAGAAGGAGAAGUUCGAGAUAGCCAUCAUCGAUACAUCCGGCCGUCACAUGCAAGAAGAAGCUCUUUUUGCAGAAAUGAAAUCUUUGGCCGAAAACGUUGUUCCUGAUGAAAUCAUCUUCGUUAUGGACGGUACCAUUGGUCAAGCAGCCUACGAUCAAGCUCUUGGCUUCAAGAACGCUGUCGGCGUCGGUUCAAUUAUCAUUACAAAAUUAGAUUCAAAUGCCAAAGGUGGUGGUGCCCUUUCCGCAGUUGCAGCCACUCAAUCACCCAUCUCCUUCAUCGGUAGUGGUGAAAACUUCACAGAUCUCGAGUGGUUCGAUCCUUCUUCAUUUGUGUCACGUUUAUUAGGAAUUGCCGAUCCCACGAUCUUCCAGCGCACAUUAGAAGAGAUUGACAAGGACAGGAACCGCGAAAUUGGUCAGCACAUCCUUGCCGGACAGUUCAACUUCAAAGAUCUUUACGCGCAGUACCAAACAAUUUUAGAAGUCGGAAACUUCAAUUCUAUGAUGGAAUCAAUAAGUAUCGCAAACGGAUACGCGCCUGGAACGAAAGGAAAUCCAGAGGCAACAAAGGAACAGGUCAGAAGAAUCCUAAUAACUAUAGAUGCUAUGUCUACUUCUGAACUUGAAAAUCCGUCACUUUUCAAAGACGAUAGCCGCAAAAUGAGAGUUGCAUCAGGAUCCGGAAUGCCUCCUACCUUUGUACAAUAUGUCAUUGAUGAACAGAAGAGGUGGGAGAAGAUGUUCAAGAGGAUGGACAAGAAGACAUUGGCUCUCAUGGCACAGGAAGAAAUGCCAACUUUCGCAAACGAAAGACAGUUCAAAGAACAGGUGCUGAAGAUGGCUAAGUCAAUGGAUAAGGAUAUGCUCAGAUCUGUAGGUGGCAUCGAAGGCUUGGAAGCAUCAAUGAGACAGUCUUGCAAUUACAUGAAGAAGUAA